AUGGCGGCUGUAAAAGAUGUGAAACCAACAUCGCCUCAUUUAAUCGAUGAAUUAGAGGAGUCAUUUCAGAACUGCAUAGAAAGUUUAACCUCUCAAGAAUAUUUUAAUGUGCAAGACUAUGAUGAAGUUAAGACAGGGAUGGAAUUGAGUUUGCAGAAGUUCCUAGAACUUGCAAGGCAGACAGAGGCUUUCUUUCUGAAGAAACGUUUGAUUCUUUCUAAGCAAAAGCCAGAACAAUUUAUCAAAGAUGAAACAGAGGACUUGCGGGCAGAGUUGGAGAGAAAGGAUAUCAUGAUAAAAAAGCACCAAGAACGACUACAAAAAUGGCAGGCAAUGUUAAAUAGUGUAAACAAAGGAUCCUUCUAUUCCUCUCAAGCCCAGCAGCAAAUGUCUGGGCCCUCAGGGGGGCAGCAGUAUAACCCCCAUGCUGUACCUCCGGGGCCCUACACAGGGAGUGGGGGGAUGCCUGGCCAGACUCACAUGGGGCUGUCUUCUUCGGCCAUGUCAGGUGGACAAUUCUCCCAGACCCUGCCUCAACAGUCCCCCCACAUGAUGAUGUCACGACAAGGCCCCACCCCCCAUCAGCAACAGCCUCCCCCAUACAAUACCCAGGGACCCUUACAGUACCUGGAACAAAGCAUGUCUAAUAUUGGUCAGUCAUUGUCAAGACCCUAA
Messenger RNA from Magallana angulata, 675 nucleotides. RefSeq names its product mediator of RNA polymerase II transcription subunit 28-like. The transcript is spliced from 4 exons. Gene Ontology annotation, cellular component: mediator complex. The record is from RefSeq and is a predicted model, not a curated record. Lineage: Eukaryota; Metazoa; Mollusca; Bivalvia; Ostreida; Ostreidae. Bases 1 to 675 code for a protein of 224 amino acids.